Messenger RNA from Mesorhabditis spiculigera, 462 nucleotides. NCBI's taxonomy places the organism in Eukaryota, Metazoa, Nematoda, Chromadorea, Rhabditida, Rhabditidae. The record is from the annotation of a GenBank genome assembly.
AUGAUUCGCCAGCUCUUCCACCAGUUUGUCGUCCACGCCGCCGAGACCACGAAAUUGGAAGAGGCCCAACAAGACCCGAAGAAGGGCUCCUACGAGUGGAAAAAGGCCCACCUGACGCCCGAACAACUAGCGAGGACACCCGACAAUGCGCGGUACAGUGGGGUCCCCGCCAUCCCCACCGACAUUGGCUACCACGCGAGCAAGGAUAUUGGCGGAAAGAAAGAGAGCGGUAUCCUGUCGCACCUGACCGGCAACCCGACGGUGCCCAUCGGCAUGGGGCUGACGGUGCUCGCGCUGCUCGGCAUGUUCAAGAAGUCGAUGGCCGGCGACCGGAUGGGCGCCCAGCGUUAUAUGCAGUACCGUAUCAUGGCCCAAUUCUUCACCGUGACAGCACUCGUGGCCGGCGUCACCUUCUUCGCGACGAGCUCUGCCGACGACGACAAGACGAAGAAGGACAAAUUA